Molecule: messenger RNA, 1901 nt
Organism: Tupaia belangeri chinensis (Chinese tree shrew)
Lineage: Eukaryota; Metazoa; Chordata; Mammalia; Scandentia; Tupaiidae
Gene: BMP5
Product: bone morphogenetic protein 5
Exons: 7
Coding region: 65-1429 (454 amino acids)
Cellular component (GO): extracellular region
Molecular function (GO): cytokine activity; growth factor activity
Source: RefSeq, a predicted model, not a curated record
UUUUUUUUUUUUUUUAAAGAGGACAAGAAGGACUAAAAAUAUCAACUUUUGCUUUUGGACAAAAAUGCAUCUGACUGUGUUUUUACUUAGGGGUAUUGUGGGUUUCAUCUGGAGCUGCUGGGUUCUCGUGGGUUAUGCAAAAGGAGGUUUGGGAGACAAUCAUGUUCACUCCAGUUUUAUUUAUAGACGACUACGGAACCAUGAAAGACGGGAAAUACAGAGGGAAAUUCUGUCUAUCUUGGGUUUGCCUCACAGACCCAGACCAUUCUCACCUGGAAAACAAGCGUCUUCUGCGCCUCUCUUUAUGCUGGACCUGUACAAUGCCAUGGCCAAUGAAGAAAAUCCUGAAGAGUCAGAAUACUCAGUCAGGGCAUCCUUGGCUGGAGAGACCAGAGGGGCAAGAAAGGGAUACCCAGCCUCUCCCAAUGGCUAUCCUCGUCGUAUUCAGUUAUCUCGAACGACUCCUCUGACCACCCAGAGUCCUCCUCUGGCCAGCCUACAUGAUACCAACUUUCUGAAUGAUGCCGACAUGGUCAUGAGCUUUGUCAACUUAGUUGAAAGAGACAAGGACUUUUCUCACCAGCGAAGGCAUUAUAAAGAAUUUCGGUUUGAUCUUACUCAAAUUCCUCAUGGAGAAGCAGUGACAGCAGCCGAAUUCCGGAUUUAUAAGGACCGGAGUAACAAUCGAUUCGAAAAUGAAACAAUUAAGAUCAGCAUAUAUCAGAUCAUCAAGGAAUACACAAAUAGGGAUGCAGAUUUGUUCCUGCUAGAUACAAGAAAGGCCCAAGCUUUAGAUGUGGGUUGGCUUGUCUUUGAUAUCACUGUGACCAGCAAUCAUUGGGUGAUUAAUCCACAGAACAAUUUAGGCUUACAGCUCUGUGUAGAAACAGGGGAUGGACGUAGUAUCAACGUCAAGUCUGCUGGUCUUGUGGGAAGACAUGGGCCUCAGUCAAAACAACCGUUCAUGGUGGCCUUCUUCAAGGCGAGUGAGGUACUUCUUCGAUCUGUGAGAGCAGCCAACAAACGGAAAAAUCAAAACCGUAAUAAAUCCAGCUCUCAUCAGGACUCCUCUAGAAUGUCCAGUGUUGGAGAUUAUAACACAAGUGAACAAAAACAAGCCUGUAAGAAACAUGAACUCUACGUGAGUUUCCGAGAUCUGGGAUGGCAGGACUGGAUUAUAGCACCAGAAGGAUAUGCUGCAUUUUAUUGUGAUGGAGAAUGUUCUUUUCCACUUAAUGCCCAUAUGAAUGCCACGAACCAUGCCAUAGUUCAGACUCUGGUUCAUCUGAUGUUUCCUGACCAUGUACCAAAGCCUUGUUGUGCUCCAACCAAGUUAAAUGCCAUCUCUGUUCUAUACUUUGAUGACAGCUCCAACGUCAUUUUGAAAAAGUACAGAAAUAUGGUAGUUCGCUCAUGUGGCUGCCACUAAUCUUAAAUAAUGACAAUAUCAAAAGUAUCUGUAUUAAGGUUUAUAAUUGCAAUAAAAAACAUAUUUUCAGACAAAAGGGGAAUUUCCUACAAUUAGUCUGGCUCAUUUCAUCGCUUUAUCUAUGUACAAUGUCAUGUAUAUAGUCAUUUUUAUUUAUUUAAAGGUAUAUAUUCUCCUCAUGAUUGCCUUAUCAAUAAAACCUAUUUUAGAGGUCACUACAUUGUACAAUAGAACACCCAGUCUAACUUUUAUGUUUUAUGCUGAGCCCAAUUCAACUCCAUUUCAACAUUUUUAAAUACAAUUUUUAUAUAAUUUUCUGAGAUUAAACAGAACCCCUUUGUCUGUUUAAUAUUGUUGAAGGAAAUUGAAUACAUUUGGUUAUAUUGUGCCAAUGAAAACUAUGAUAGGGUAUUUAUUUAGAAAUAAAACUUAAAAAAAAAACAAACAAAAAUGCUUGGAUAAAUACAAUUUU